AGAGAGUCGCUUUGACGAUUUCUACUUGCUCUUUGACUGCUAGCGUCAUUGCAAGCCAUUGAAUCUUGUCUGUAGUUUCAGUUCCCAUCAGUUGUUUUGAGAGUCUUGUUUCGCUUCUUCUGAAAGAUCGAAGACACAUAUGUCUUCUUUAUUGACAAAUAGUCGCUCCUUGGAAUUGAAGUAUGUGCUAAUCAUCUUGAUUUCUGUGUAGUGAGAUUUUUGUACUUAUGGUACGAAAGUUACCUGGAGUGUAGGUUAAAUUUAUUCAUUUUGCUUCGUUUUGGGACUUUAAAGAGCCUGAGUUACCACCGAUUGUGUAUUGACCACGUCUCGAUAAGUACAGAUAAAAAUGGCUGUGCCGGCGACGCCUUCGGUAGAACUAAGUUCAUACCGCGAUCAGCACUUCAAGGGCACCAGAGGGGAACAAGAACGUUUGUUGUUGAAUUCAACAACAUUGUAUGUUGGUAACCUCUCUUUCUAUACUACUGAAGAACAAAUCUAUGAACUGUUUGCAAAGUGCGGUGAUGUCAAGAGAGUAGUAAUGGGUUUAGACAAAUAUAAAAAGACACCUUGUGGAUUUUGCUUUGUGGAGUAUCCUUUUUACCAACCAAUGUUUUGUAGAUUAAGUGAAUCAUUGAUAUACUACCAACGAGCAGAUGCAGAAGCAUGUAUGCGGUACAUAAAUGGAACACGCCUAGAUGACCGUAUUAUCCGAACAGAUUGGGAUGCUGGUUUUGUGGAAGGUCGCCAGUAUGGCCGUGGAAAAACUGGUGGUCAAGUAAGAGAUGAAUAUCGCACUGACUAUGAUAGCGGACGAGGUGGUUAUGGCAAAUUAUUGCAGCAAAAAGUGCAAGAUGUGAAUGUGUUCAAAAGAACGUGAUGUUGCUCAUAGUGAUACGAAUUCAUUCAUAAUUUGUUUUAUGUUGAUUGACUGUACAAUCUGAGACAAACUUUCUGAAGAAAAGCUAGAAACAUUUUGCAUCUUUAGCAAGAUAAUCAUCUUUUUAAGUCUGGUCUCCAGAAUUAAGUCGACUGAGAAAGUGAAAUUUUUAAGGAACAUUGAGUGAAUGUUUCAUGUGCUGUCCUUUAUAUUGGAUUAAGUAUGAGAAAUACUUUGUGGGGGAAAUUUUCAUCCUCUCAUUGCAACUAUGUAAUUCUGUGCUGUUAUAAGUCCAAAAUUGCUCUCAGUCCAUGAAUUACUUCAAUGCAAUAUAUUUUUUGUUACAAUAAAAGUUCUUGAAAGAAUAUA
Molecule: messenger RNA, 1249 nt
Organism: Gryllus bimaculatus (two-spotted cricket)
Lineage: Eukaryota; Metazoa; Arthropoda; Insecta; Orthoptera; Gryllidae
Source: the annotation of a GenBank genome assembly